Aspergillus ibericus CBS 121593 is the source of this 1152-nucleotide messenger RNA. RefSeq names its product HAD-like protein. Bases 1 to 1152 code for a protein of 383 amino acids. Gene Ontology annotation, cellular component: prospore membrane; ascospore wall; lipid droplet. Gene Ontology annotation, molecular function: hydrolase activity, acting on halide bonds, in C-halide compounds. The record is from RefSeq and is a predicted model, not a curated record. The transcript is spliced from 3 exons. NCBI's taxonomy places the organism in Eukaryota, Fungi, Ascomycota, Eurotiomycetes, Eurotiales, Aspergillaceae.
AUGGCCGGUGACAUUGUUCUUGCGUUCGACAUCUAUGGCACCCUGCUCUCUUUUGAGACCGUCAUCCACGAGCUGGAGCGAUGCUUUGGAAACGACCAGGCUCGGGCCCGCACCGUGUCGCAGACAUGGAGACGCUACCAGCUUGAAUACACCUGGCGAUUGAACAGCAUGGGGCGCUACCUGUCCUUCUGGGAUGUCACGAAGAAUGCCCUUUUGCAUGCGCUGGACGACACCGGAUCCUCCCUGGAAAGCAACGAAAUCGAGCAUCUCAUGGCGACCUAUAACAGCCUAUCGCCAUUCCCUGAUGUCGAGGAAGCUCUGGACCGACUUGCAGACCUCCCGCAAAUCACACCGGUCAUCUUCUCCAAUGGCACCCUCGACAUGGUGUCUAACUGCGUCGACCACUCGACUCUAUCACGGCACAAAGCCCUCUUCAAGGAUACCAUAAGCGCGGACGAGGUGGGGCAGUACAAGCCUGCGCCGGCAGUCUACAAGCAUCUAGCAGAACGAGUCGGAAAAACCGAGUCAGGCCUGAAGGAGAUCUGGCUGGGUGUCUACUACUUUGCAUCGCACCGCUAUCUUUGGCCUCUGUUCAAGACUCGUCUGAUCCCCAUCGUGCUCCUCUCCGCCUUUAUCUACGUCCUGCUCUUCCUGUUUGCAUACCUGCCCCAGGUGGCCUUUCUCUCCAUCUUCCAGGGUGUCGGAGCGUGGGUCAAUGGUGCCUUCUUGGUGCUAGGCGAAGGUGCUGCCAUUGUCGCUGCCCUCUUCGAGGCUUUCUUUGUUGAUGAGACGCUGGUGGACAUCUUCGACUCGGUGCUGGUGAGCGAGGGCCAUGGCGAACUCGUGACCAUGUCGCGAGUGCUGUACCCCCAGGGCGAUGAUGUCGUCAAGCGGCUAGGCAAGCCCACUAAGAGCGCCGUUUACGCACCGUUUUCCCUGCGGCAAAUUGUGGAAUUUGUGGUGCUCCUGCCGCUGAACUUUAUUCCGGUGGCCGGAACGCCCAUGUUUCUGGUGCUGACGGGCUACCGAGCGGGCCCCUUCCACCACUGGCGAUACUUCCAGCUGCUGGAUCUUUCGAAACCGCAGCGCAAAGAACGGGUUCGUCGCCGGCAACUGCAGUACACCACGUGGGUUUCAACCUUGUCCCCCUGA